AUGUCUGCUGUGUACACCCAAACCCCAUGCCCAAUUAGCUGUCUUGAACUGGCCCUGCCUCUGGUGCACACCCGAACCCUGUACCCAGUGAUCGUAUUUGAACUGGCCCUGCCUGCUGUCCAUAUCCCAUCACUGUAUCCAGGUUAUGCUCUUGAACUGGCCCUGCAUGCUGUUGACACUCCAACCUCAUACCCAAAUGUGGCUCUUGAACUGGCAAUGGUAGCUGUCUACACCCUAACCCCGUACCCACUGAGUGUACUUAAAUUGGCCUUGUUUGCUGUCCAUACCCCAUCACUGUAUCCAGUUUAUGCUCUUGAACUGGCCCUGCAUGCUGUCCACAUGCCAACCUCACACCCAAUUGCCGCUCUUGAACCAGCAAUGGCAGCUGUCUACACUCUAAUCCCAUAUCUCCUGAGUGCACUUGAAAUGGCCCUGUCUGCUGUCCAUACCCCAUCACUGUAUCCAGUUUAUGCUCUUCGACUGGCCCUGCCUGCUGUCCACACCCCAACCCUGUACCCUGUGAGCGCAUUUGAACUGGCCCUCCCUACUGUCCAUACUCCAUCACUGUUUCCAGUUUUCGCACUAGAACUGGGCCUGCAUGCUGUCCACAUCCGAAACCCUUACACUGUUUUCGCUCUUGAACCGGGUUAUGCUCUUGAACUGGCCCUGCAUGCUGUUGACACUCCAACCUCAUACCCAAAUGUGGCUUUUGAACUGGCAAUGGCAGCUGUCUACACCCUAACCCCGUACCCACUGAGUGGACUUAAACUGGCCUUGUCUGCUGUCCAUACCCCAUCACUGUAUCCAGUUUAUGCUCUUGAACUAGCCCUGCAUGCUGUCCACAUGCCAACCUCGCACCCAAUUGUCGCUCUUGAACCAGCAAUGGCAGCUGUCUACACUCUAAUCCCAUAUCUCCUGAGAGCACUUGAAAUGGCCCUGUCUACUGUCCAUACCCCAUCACUGUAUCCAGUUUAUGCUCUUCAACUGGCCCUGCAUGCUUUCCACACGCCAACCUCAUACCCAAUUGCGCUCUUGAACUGGCCCUGCCUGCUGUCCACACCCCAACCCUGUACCCUGUGA
Molecule: messenger RNA, 1080 nt
Organism: Gigantopelta aegis
Lineage: Eukaryota; Metazoa; Mollusca; Gastropoda; Neomphalida; Peltospiridae
Exons: 2
Coding region: 1-1080 (359 amino acids)
Source: RefSeq, a predicted model, not a curated record